Messenger RNA from Coregonus clupeaformis (lake whitefish), 3486 nucleotides. RefSeq names its product amyloid protein-binding protein 2-like. NCBI's taxonomy places the organism in Eukaryota, Metazoa, Chordata, Actinopteri, Salmoniformes, Salmonidae. Bases 240 to 2000 code for a protein of 586 amino acids. The record is from RefSeq and is a predicted model, not a curated record. Gene Ontology annotation, biological process: intracellular protein transport. Gene Ontology annotation, molecular function: protein binding. The transcript is spliced from 13 exons.
UAUACAUCCGGUAAAAUAUCUGGUUCUGUCUGCGACUGCACUGGUACAGUGCGUAUCUUCCUAGGAACAUGGCCGAUGAUUAGUUAAUGCUGGUGCUUAACCCGAUGAAUGAGUUAAAACUGUUUUGCUACAUGAGAAGGUACAAGAAAAAGGAGUUCAAACUUGGCAAGGUGGUUAGCUAGCUAGCUACCGUCGAUCGAGCAGAGGGGGUGUUGCUGGCUGGAGAAAAGGAAAACAACAUGGCGGCAUUAGAGCUCGAAUGGAUCCCAGAGACACUGUACAACACUGCUAUAUCAGCAGUGGUGGACAAUUACAGUCGAUCGCGAAGGGAUAUUCGUUCCCUCCCUGAGAAUAUUCAAUUUGAUGUGUAUUACAAGCUGUACCAGCAGGGUCGGCUCUGCCAGCUGGGAGGGGAGUUCUGUGAGCUGGAGGUGUUUGCCAAAGUUCUACGGGCAUCUGAUAAAAGACACCUCCUCCACCACUGCUUCCAGGCCCUGAUGGAUCAUGGGGUGAAAGUCGCCUCCGUCCUGGCCAACUCCUUCAGCCGCCGCUGCUCCUACAUUGCAGAGUCUGAUGCCCAUGUGAAAGAGAAGGCCAUUCAGUUUGGCUUUGUUUUAGGUGGCUUUCUGUCUGACGCAGGCUGGUAUGGUGAUGCAGAGAAGGUGUUUCUGUCAUGUCUGCAGCUGUGCACACUGCAUGAUGAGGUUCUGCACUGGUACCGUGCGGUGGAGUGCUGUGUCAGGUUGCUUCAUGUCCGGAAUGGCAACUGCAAGUACCAUCUUGGUGAAGAGACUGUCAAGUUGGCCCAGCUGUACAUGGACAAACUGGCCAAACAUGGUCAUCAGGCCAACAAAGCUGCACUCUAUGGAGAGCUGUGUGCUCUGCUCUUUGCUAAGAGCCACUAUGAUGAGGCCUACAGGUGGUGCAUAGAGGCAAUGAAAGAGAUCACAGUGGGUUUGCCUGUUAAGGUCGUGGUAGAUGUCCUAAGGCAGGCCUCCAAGGCCUGUGUGGUAAAGAGGGAGUUCAGGAAGGCAGAGCAGCUGAUAAAACAUGCUGUUUUCCUGGCACGUGAGCAUUUUGGACACAAGCAUCCCAAAUAUUCAGACACUCUCCUUGAUUAUGGGUUUUAUUUGCUGAAUGUGGAUAACAUCUGCCAAUCAGUUGCAAUAUACCAGACUGCUCUAGAUAUCCGGCAGUCGGUUUUCGGGGGAAAGAAUAUCCAUGUGGCCACAGCACACGAGGACCUGGCAUACUCCUCCUAUGUGCAUCUGUACAGCUCUGGCAAAUUUGACAACGCACUAUUCCAUGCAGAGCGGGCCAUAGACAUCAUCACUCACAUUCUCCCUGAGGAUCAUCUGCUGCUGGCCUCCUCCAAAAGAGUCAAAGCGCUGAUCCUGGAGGAGAUUGCUAUUGACUGCCACAACAAGGAGACAGAGGAGAGGCUGCUCCAGGAUGCCCAUGACCUCCACCUCUCCUCCCUCCAGCUGGCCAAGAAAGCCUUUGGGGAGUUCAAUGUUCAGACAGCGAAGCACUAUGGCAACCUGGGCCGCCUCUACCAGUCCAUGAGGAAGUUCAAGGAGGCAGAGGAGAUGCACAUCAAGGCCAUCCAGAUCAAGGAGCAGCUUCUGGGUCAGGAGGACUAUGAGGUGGCUCUGUCUGUGGGCCACCUGGCCUCUCUCUACAACUAUGACAUGAAUCAGUAUGAAGAUGCAGAGAGGCUCUACCUGCGCUCCAUUGCUAUCGGUAAGAAGCUGUUUGGCGAGGGCUACAGUGGACUGGAAUAUGACUACAGGGGCCUAAUUAAACUUUACAACUCUGUGGGGAACUAUGAGAAAGUCUUUGAGUACCACAAUAUUUUAUCCAAUUGGAACCGGCUGAGGGACCGGCAGUUUGCUGUGGCUGAUGCCUUGGAGGACGUCAAUACCAGCCCCCAGGCCACCGGGGAGGUGGUGCAGUCCUUCCUACGGUCACAGAACAAUGGGGCCGGCCCACCUGCUUAGGCUCACCACACAGACACACACAUGCCCACACACAUAGAAAUGCUAAAGGUGUUCACUGCUCACUUAAAUGUGUUGAACACACCCUCUCUCCACAUCAAGCUACAUGGUUGGCCUUGCAAUGGGACACCUGGCUAUGGGAAAAUGCACUAUAAUCUAGUCUUUUUGUCCUCACUUUCGCGCCCAACAGUGGGCAUUCUCCUGUGACCAACCCGGUAUUGAACAUUUGAUGGAAGGAACCUCUUGCCAUCCACUUUGCAUCACCUAACACCGCUUUCAUCACCUUCAGUCUUCUGUAAGAAGAAUUGAGAGAAGGGGGGAAAUAAAACAGACAUCAUAGUGUGUUCUAGCUAUAGAAUAGAAAUUGGUUUGUUUUUGGCUUCAUUUUUGGUCAGAGCUUGCCCUUUCAUUGACCAUUGGGAUGACCCCUACAAGCAUGGAUUGAGCACCUCUUGGCUUUUUGCUUUGGUCAAUUUUAAAAGAGACAGUUACUUUUUCUGGGUGGAAUCCUUAUUUUAUUGUUCUAAUGUCAUGAGGGAGUUUACAAAAGAGCUUUCAUCCAUGGACCAAAUCUUCAGUUCUUUCUUUUUGUAACACCUGUUUCUGUCUCAAUUUAAAGACGUUGGUGCAGUCUGUAUGCUUGUGCUUAAAGGUUGUCAGUGAUUUGAAGAAUUUGAAAUGCACCAGCAUGUGUAUUACAUUUUACCACAAUUGUGCUCAAUAGAUUUGUUGUUGGAGCACUGACGUGUAGUAUAUUUGAAAGUGUAUGUCAGUACCUUUUUGAGGAAUUAAAAUGCCAAGUAUUUAUAAGGAAUUUCAUAGAGCUAAACCAAAAACAAGUGAGCUUAAACCUGCUAUUCAGAUCACUCCCUCCUGGUGUUCCAGUGCAAACGCCCAGAAGGAGGUCCUCUAACCUCGUCCCCAGGCUAAUGAGCACAGUGCAUAUAAGCCUGGUACAUCAACGAUUCAAAGUUGGCCUUAGUGGGAGUGACCAUACUGAGUAAAGUAUUUGGCGUCAUUUAAUUUGAGCGAAUCACAUGACUGCGAGGCAUGGAUCUGUGCUUGUGGUAUGCUAGCGUACGGGGGAGGGUUAGGGGGAAGGUGUUGUGGGAGAUGAUUGGUUGGUAGAUUAAGCCUAUGUGUAUGGGAGUUUCUCCCAGGCAUUCUGUACUGGCUAACAAAGGCCAAGUUUGACCCGUUGGACUACCAGACUCUUCAGGCAUUUGGGCGGAGGUGUCUGGGAAUGAGAUUAGAGGUCCUCAAACACACCAUUAACAAUAUAAUAGGCCUUGUGUUUUCAUUUUAGAAACCAUUUGUUUAGUGAAGGAUUACCUAUUUCAAAGUAAAGUAGUAAGUACCCCAUUGUGUAUGGAGUAGGGUAAUGGAAAUUAUUGCCUUGCUUUUGAACAAAUGCAUGUCUGUAAUGUUACAUGUGCUGUUAUGUUUCAAACUGAAGUCCAAGCCUUGCCUUAAAGGACGAUCAGCCCAA